Molecule: messenger RNA, 1188 nt
Organism: Melampsora larici-populina 98AG31
Lineage: Eukaryota; Fungi; Basidiomycota; Pucciniomycetes; Pucciniales; Melampsoraceae
Exons: 4
Coding region: 1-1188 (395 amino acids)
Source: RefSeq, a predicted model, not a curated record
AUGUUCCCUUCUAUCGAUGUGUUUCCCUCCUCUGCUAUGUUACCCGGACUAGGUGGAAGUCUCUAUCAAUCCAAGUACACCAAGUCCACUCGUCGCCCUUCCCCUCCUGUUAAUCAAAACCCUCAACUCUCUUCGGCUCCUCGAUCCUUCUCAGGAGCUAAUCAAGUCAGAAUAGGUGAUCGAAGACCUCGUGUUCCUUUCGCUCGAAAGGAGGAGACGCCAAGAGCUGUCUUUUUCUGCGACGCACAAGAGGAAGUGGAGGAAUCGAGCUCAUCGGGCCGAGACACUAUCCAGGCCCCACAAUCAUCAAGUCACGAGCUUCUCACCAAAAUUGAAGAGAAAGAGACUCGAAUCAGACACUUGGAAACAGAGUUUGCGCUGGCUCAAGAUCGCAUUCACUAUCUUGAGUCUCGUAAUAAUAUGGCUUGGAAUCGAGUCGAGGCAAUGGAGAAGGCAGUACGAGAGUUUGAGUCAACUCUUCUCACUCCUACUUGUUGUGUACCUUGUGCACUUGAGCGGGUUAAGGGCCAAUGCGACGACUUGCUUCGCUUUCGAGGCGGGGAAGGAGAUUGCUUACUUUGUCUUGAGUCGGGCGGAGGUGAACCCAGAGAUGAGAGCGGCUCAAUGGUGCCUACCGUAGAAGCAGAGGCAACAAAACCUGCUGCUCUGCUACCCUCUUUGGAAUCAUCGCUGGAUUCGGGAUCUAGACGAAUUCAUGAACCCCAAGAGCCGAUCUAUCCUAUGGCUUCACCUAGCUAUAGGUUCCCCCCGCCUGCCUCUGAACCGACUUCUGAGGAUAUCUUUUUACCGGCUUCUUCCAGCUAUACGUUUCCAGAACCCUCUACUGAACUCUCUUCCGAAGAUCGACUUGAAUCUGCCCAUACUCCGCCAACCUCUAGUGUAUCAAUGCCCCUUCCUCCGCUUGAGCUUCCGAUCCCUGAGGAGAUAUCUCAUCCCGAAAUCUCCUGGGUGCUCCUAGAUAGUACAGAUGGGGCGGACAUGAUGCUGCUCAACUAUGGGCAACAAGUUGGACACGGAUGGAGACGUUCAGGGAUCAGAUCGAGCUCUUUUCCAGAGGGUCAGCUGGGUCAGCGGACUGGGAUCAGAAAGAGGGAUCAAGAAGAGGAAGCUGCUCGGGAUGAUGUUGGGUUAGAUCAUGUUGGUAAACGGGCAAGGACAGUAUGCUAA